This is a messenger RNA of Astyanax mexicanus (Mexican tetra), 1279 nucleotides long. Its product is annotated as inhibitor of growth protein 1. The transcript is spliced from 2 exons. The record is from RefSeq and is a predicted model, not a curated record. Gene Ontology annotation, cellular component: nucleus. Gene Ontology annotation, biological process: positive regulation of DNA-templated transcription. NCBI's taxonomy places the organism in Eukaryota, Metazoa, Chordata, Actinopteri, Characiformes, Acestrorhamphidae. The coding region runs from base 1 to 873 and encodes 290 amino acids.
AUGCUGAACACUGCCAGCUGGGACCCGCUGCACGUUGCCAACUAUGUGGCUGAAUAUCUGGACUUGGUUGAAUCGCUGCCGUUCGACCUACAAAGAAACGUGUCCCUCAUGAGAGAGAUCGACUCGAAAUAUCAAGAAAUCCUUAAAGAGCUUGAUGAGGCGUACCAGAAGCACAGCCAAGAGGAGGACCCAAUCCAGCGGAGGCGCCUUCUGCACUGCAUCCAGCGAGCCUUGAUCCGAAGCCAGGAGUUGGGCGACGAGAAGAUCCAGCUGGCAAGCCAGAUGGUAGAAUUGGUAGAGAACCGCAGCCGGCAAGUGGAUGGUUUCGCCGAGCUCCUGGAAGCCCAAAACGAGCCUCACGAUAAUGCACCAGCUGCUUCCAUGACCACAAUCGUGCCUGGAAAGAAGCGAGAGGAGGAAAAGCGCAGAGAAGAGACCAUAGGUUUGGUCGAUCGUUUGGCAGGCAGCAACAAGCGCUCAAGGCGGCAGAAGGUCAACAGCAAUGAGAACCGUGAGAACGCUUCUGCCAGUCACCAUGAUGAAGUGGUCAGCAUCACGGGCAGGGAGAAGAGAGCCAAGACAUCGAAGAAGAAGAAGAGGUCCAAAGCCAAGCAGGAGAGAGAGGCAUCGCCAGCUGACCUGCCAAUUGACCCCAACGAGCCCACCUACUGUCUCUGCGAGCAGGUGUCUUAUGGGGAGAUGAUAGGUUGCGACAAUGACGAAUGUCCCAUCGAGUGGUUCCAUUUCUCAUGUGUUGGGCUCAAUCAUAAGCCCAAAGGGAAGUGGUAUUGCCCUAAAUGCAGGGGGGACACAGAGAAAACUAUGGACAAAGCCUUGGAAAAAUCCAAAAAGGAGAGGGCCUAUAACAGGUAGCUGCCUUCCUGAUGAACUGCACAGCAAUGUUAAUAUUUAUAUUUAUUUGUUAUAUAUAAAUCUAUAAAUCUAUUUGUUUAACACUAGAAGGAUUCACUUCAUUGUUUCAUAUACAUGUCCGUUUGUCACCUCAGUACAAAGUUUUAUGUGAGUGUUGUCACCUAGCAAAGUAGCACUAAAGGGCUUAAACUCAGCCUUUUGAGUUGAACGAUAUGAGAUGUGCCAGCGACACUCUCAAAGAUGUAUUUCAUUUGAAUGUGAAUGUCAGAUUUGUGAGUAUGUGUCCAACUAUAGUUAGACAAGCAGUAUGAUUGACAGAAGUAUUGUUUUGUGAAGGCACUUGCAGCAUGUGGCUGUCGUUUGUUAAAUAUUUGAACAGAGCUGUCCUCAUGUCCACUAAUAAAAA